AUGGUCCGCUCAUUGACAAAGGUCGUCUACAAGCCCGACAGCCAAUCCACCGACGAGUACACCGUCAUUGUAAACCCUGCAGAGUACAAGAAAUGGAAAGAAGGAGGUACGCACUUUUCUGCCCUCGAACAUACACCGUCGUCAGCUAACGCCACUCUACGGCAGACACGUAAAUUUGCCUCCGCGUCCAACGUCCUGCCCGUGGCACUAACUGGUGAUGUGAAUAUUCGCAGGACCAUUCCACUUUCCGAAGUCGUAGAUUCUUUCCAGAUCUUCUUCUCCAACCAAGGAGCACAGGGAAUCCUCGGCGCACCAUCACGACAACAGCUCGACAACGAAUUUGGAUCCCAUAAAGACGUGGACGUCGUUGAACAGAUCCUGAAGAAGGGCGCAGAGCAGUCGGGCAAAGGCUAUACGGCGGGCACCGGAGUUGCCAACUUUGCGAAGGGGAGCUUCACCGUAGACACUCACGGGAAGAGCUUGACGGGAAUUUGA
This is a messenger RNA of Fibroporia radiculosa, 495 nucleotides long. RefSeq lists its product as uncharacterized. The record is from RefSeq and is a predicted model, not a curated record. The transcript is spliced from 3 exons. NCBI's taxonomy places the organism in Eukaryota, Fungi, Basidiomycota, Agaricomycetes, Polyporales, Fibroporiaceae. The coding region runs from base 1 to 495 and encodes 164 amino acids.